AAAUAACCGCAAACAUCGUCCAUUGUCUCACCGUUCCAUCUGGAAACUUCGGCGUCGAAAGUCUCGAAGCAGCUUUGCUACCGUUAAUCGUCGCUGUUUUUCUUCCCCUAAACCCAUCCCCAGGAUUUUCUCCUGAAAUUUGGUGGGUUUCUUUUGCCCUUUGGACUCUUCCAGUUUCUUCUCUGUCAAGAUACCUUAUUUCGGCGUUCCGGAAAAACCUGAGCGAGACCGGUCCAUGGAGUUUCGUGGUUUCUUGAAGGAUCUACAGGGCUGGGAUUCCUUGCACAAGGACAGUAGCAACAAAUCAAAUGGUCGAGCACAGAAGGCUGCAAAAUGGAUGGCAGGAAAUGUUGACGAAGAUAAGGAGCCUGUUUCAAAAUUUCCUGCAUCUCAUGUGAAAAAGAUUAACGAACAGGUAGUUUCUUCACGAGAAGGCAGUGAGCAUUUUGGUUAUCUUAGAAAUUCGGGUGCAUUUGACCUGUCAAGUAGGUUCUUAAAUGAGGGGAAGCUGCCAGACGCGACUUCAGAGAAGGAUUUGGGCAAUGAAUAUUUUAAGCAAAAGAAGUUCCUUGAAGCAAUUGAGUGCUACUCAAGAAGCAUUGCAUUCUCUCCUACAUCAGUUGCGUUUGCCAAUAGAGCUAUGGCAUAUCUGAAAGUAAAGAAAUUUGUUGAGGCAGAGAAUGACUGUACGGAUGCUCUUAGUUUAGAUGAUCGCUACGUUAAGGCAUAUUCACGUCGAAUUACAGCUAGAAAAGAACUAGGAAAGCUUGAAAAAGCUUUGGAAGAUGCUGACUUUGCUGUGAGGCUUGAGCCAAAUAAUCCAGAAGUCAGAAAUCAGUAUGAUGAAGUAAAGGCAUUGUUGCAAAUGGAAUGCGUGGGGAAUACUUCUAACAAUCGCCCGAUUUCUCUUGAUAAUAUGGCUAAAGGACGUUUCAUCACUGAGAGCAAUAAAGAUUCACGUUCAGUUAAUGAACAAGAAAGUCUAACAUCAAAAUUGAAUACCAGAAUUGCUAAGUAAUUGACAAAUUAUGGGAGGAAGUGUUCUCAAGUAACCAGAUCCAGCAGGAUCUCAGGCAGGCACUUGUUAAGUUGAGGCCCAAGUAUUGCUUCAGAGAAUUGGAAUCUCAUAUUCUAAGUUCUUAAGAAACCGCCCAGAGGCGCACUUCUGCUUAAUGCAAAUGCUUGAAGAACGGUGAAACUCUGUUUAUAUUCUCUCCUCAAAUGAUUUUGUGGGCAGCCUGAGCAUACAUAUAAUUCAGAACACAAAAUGUACAUGGAAUUGCUACUCCGGUUUAUGUAUAGAAUCAACUGUUAAAGCAGACAGGCAUCUUCCUUUUUUUUCUUAUGAGAAAUUUUGGAUUUUGACUAUGUUUAUCUGAUAAUUUCAAUGCAGCCCUUCUGCUGGCAACUAUUUUUUGAGCUAAGUUGUACCGGACGGUAAUCCUGUAAGGAAUUCCUGUUCUAAAUGGUUAUUAUCAUUGUUUUAUCUCCCAUUAUU
Phalaenopsis equestris is the source of this 1498-nucleotide messenger RNA. RefSeq names its product RNA polymerase II-associated protein 3. The record is from RefSeq and is a predicted model, not a curated record. NCBI's taxonomy places the organism in Eukaryota, Viridiplantae, Streptophyta, Magnoliopsida, Asparagales, Orchidaceae. Gene Ontology annotation, molecular function: protein binding.